GGGCCGCGGGGCGGAUGAGGCGUUGCGCUGGCAGCUGGUUCCUGUUGUCGUGUUGGGCCUGCCGAGCCGGGCCGGGGUGCUGUAUCUAGUCGCGGUCCGUCAUGGAGGCCAGGAAGAUGAACCUCCCGCGGGGCCCCGAGAACCUCUGCUUCGACAAGGACGAGUUCAUGAAGCCGGAUUUUGACGUCGAUCACUUCGUAUCCGAGUGUAGGAAGCGCGUGCAAUUGGAGGAGCUCAGGGAGGAUCUGGAGCUCUAUUACAAGCUCCUUAAAACGGCCAUGGUAGAGCUCAUAAAUAAGGACUAUGCGGACUUUGUUAAUCUCUCAACAAACCUGGUUGGCAUGGACAAGGCCCUCAAUCAGCUUUCAGUACCCUUGGGACAGUUAAGAGAGGAAGUAAUGAGUCUAAGGUCGUGUGUCAGUGAAGGAAUUCAAGCAAUAGAUGAUCGACUGUCCAAACAAGAAGAUAUCAGAAAAAAAAAGGUGUGUGUCCUGAGGCUUAUUCAUGUUAUUCAGUCAGUUGAGAAAAUUGAGAAAAUUCUACAUUCCCAAGGCACUAACGAGUUAUCUACUUUAGAAGGAAACAGCCCGCUUUUAACUGGACAGGUUUUAGAGAGAAUUGCCACAGAAUUUAAUCAACUACAAUUUCAUGCUGUACAAAGCAAAGGAAUGCCCCUUCUGGACAAAGUGAGACCACGUAUAGCUGGAAUAACAGCUAUGUUGCAGCAGUCUCUGGAAGGACUGCUCUUGGAAGGACUUCAGACUUCAAAUGUUGACAUAAUACGUCACUGUCUUCGCACUUAUGCUACAAUUGACAAAACACGAGAUGCAGAGGCAUUAGUUGGUCAAGUGCUUGUAAAACCUUACGUAGAUGAGGUGAUUGUGGAGCAGUAUGUUCAAGCUCAUCCUAAUGGCCUUCAGGCCAUGUACAAUAAACUACUGGAGUUUGUUCCUCACCACUGCCGUCUCUUGCGUGAAGUUACAGGGGGAGCUAUUUCAAGUGAAAAAGCGGAUAUUGUUCCUGGAUAUGAUUUCUUAGUGAACUCAGUGUGGCCAGAAAUAGUACGUGGUUUAGAAGAAAAAUUGCCAUCACUGUUUAACCCUGGAAACCCAGAUGUGUUUCAUGAGAAGUACACUACCAGUAUGGAUUUUGUACGGAAGUUUGAACGGCAGUGUGGCUCACAGGCCAGUGUGAGACGGUUGAGAUCUCAUCCCUCCUACCACAGCUUUAACAACAAAUGGAACUUGCCUGUUUAUUUUCAAAUAAGAUUUAGAGAAAUAGCAGGGGCCUUAGAAGCUGCACUUUCAGAUUCUCUAGAGGAAGCACCAGAGGGCAGCUCAUAUUGUCUUUUGGCUACUCACAUGGUCUGGAUGAGUCUUUUGAAGUGCUGGUCGGAUCAAAUGUUCUUACCAUUGUUAGCACACCGUCUGUGGAAACUUAGUCUGCAAAUUUUGUCCCGUUACUCUGUGUUCAUCAAUGAGGUUUCCGUAAGGCCCAUUUCCAGUGAUAAUACAAAAGAAAGCAAAAAAUUAAUGCCAGCUGGUAGAAAGGAAUCUUCUGUAAACCUCAGCUCUAAUGAGGACCAAGGGAAUGGAUCUUCUCCAGAAAAUCAGUCUUUACCUUCCAUAUCCAGUACUCAGUUGGUGUAUGUAGCUGCAGAUCUGGAUAAACUCCAGGAAAAGAUUCCUGACAUCUUAGAAAUGAUUAAACCAAAACUUGAGAUGAUUGGCUUCAAGAAUUUGUCUUGUAUCGAAGGAGCCUUGGAAGACUCAAAGACUUCUUUAUCAGCCUGCAUACCUACCUUGAAUAACAGGAUUAUCCAGGAUCUCAGUGAGUCCUCUUUCACUUACCUGAAGAGUGCACUGGAAAUUCCAAGAUUAUAUAGGAGAACCAAUAAGGAAGUGCCAACUAAAGCUUCAUCUUAUGUUGACAGCGCUCUUAAGCCCUUCUACCGACUGCAGAAUGAGUACAGAAAUAUACUGAAACAGCCCAUGAUCCAUCAGUGGUUGGAAGGCGCUCUCUCUGAAAGCGCACAAAAGUAUUAUGAAACUGUAUCAGAUGUGUUGAGUUCCGUUAAGAAAAUGGAAGAGAGCUUAAAAAGGCUGAAGCAGGCCAGAAGGACUGCAGCUUUGAACCCCGUUGGUACAAAUGGGGGUAUGAGUGAUGAUGAUAAAAUCCGACUGCAGCUGGCUCUAGACGUCGAGUAUUUUGGAGAGCAAAUACGAAAGAUGGGACUGGAAACAAACAACAUAAAAAGCUUUUCAGCCCUUACAGAGCUUGUUCUGACUGCCAAGGAUCAGGCUACAGCAGAACAAUCCUAGGUGUUUUUGAGAACAUGUGACUGAUGAUGAAGAAGAAUGUAACUGUUCAUUAUUUUACCAAAUAAGUAGCAAGGAAGUGCUUCCUAUUGCUUCUCAAGCAACCAAUCGGUGCAUUUUCUGUUUGUUUCACCAAAAAGACUGAGAGUUUACCAAUAGUUUUCCAUUAUAUGGAAAGCAGUCCUAAGUUCUAAACUUCUUACUGUAGAAGUGAAAAGAUGAAGAAAAUGUUUCCAUUAUUUUUCUUGUAAAUCUUAUUGUGUAGAAGAGUGAACUUAUAUGAUGAAAAUAGUACGUAAUAAAUUGUCUUCCUAACUCUCA
This is a messenger RNA of Gallus gallus (chicken), 2639 nucleotides long. RefSeq names its product component of oligomeric golgi complex 2 (gene COG2). The coding region runs from base 102 to 2321 and encodes 739 amino acids. Gene Ontology annotation, biological process: intra-Golgi vesicle-mediated transport; protein transport; Golgi organization. Gene Ontology annotation, cellular component: COG complex; membrane. The transcript has 18 exons. NCBI's taxonomy places the organism in Eukaryota, Metazoa, Chordata, Aves, Galliformes, Phasianidae. The record is from RefSeq and is a predicted model, not a curated record.